This is a messenger RNA of Anolis sagrei ordinatus, 753 nucleotides long. It is a transcript of the gene SPMIP5, whose product is annotated as sperm microtubule inner protein 5. NCBI's taxonomy places the organism in Eukaryota, Metazoa, Chordata, Lepidosauria, Squamata, Anolidae. The record is from RefSeq and is a predicted model, not a curated record.
AUGAAUGCCUUCCGGCGACAAGUAGAUGAAAGCCACCCUUUGCUACCUGGAUAUACAGGCUACAUUCCUCUUAGAUUUUACCGAAUUGGAACCAGCUAUGGAAAUGAUUCUGUUUGGUGUGUCAACACAUUUCGUGAUGCAACUCAGCGGAGAAAUGACCAAAUGAAUGAAUUGAGAUGUAUAGCAGCUACAGACCCACAGCUACCACCCAUCUGCUCCAAUGAAGAUACAUUAAAUGUACUUGAUGACUAUAAUUACAAACAUCAUCCCAAUAUGCUGGGACCUGUAGAAACAAGAAGGGAUCUGCUGGAGCCACCCAUACCAGGAUGGACUGGCUUUGUGCCCAGGUCAAAGGUCACAGAAUUUGGUCAUGGAGUACGCUAUCAUACCAUGGCAGAAAAUUGCUACCAAGAUUUUAAGAAUUCUUUGGAUAGGGUUCAGCGUGAUUAUACUAUCCAGCAACCCAUUAAAGAAAUAAUAAUAACCAAACCCAAAGAACCUCAUCCACACCAGCGAUUCUAUAGACCAGAAGGAAUGUUACCCAAGUAUACAGGACACAUUCCACAUGAACGUUCUGGCAUUGGAAAAACCUUUGGGAAUGUGUGCAGAAGCUGUUCUGUUUGUAAUCACUCUGAUGUGAGUUAUGGAGCUUAUCUUAAGAAGAAGCACAAGGCUGAAGCAGUUCAAGAGUCUAUCAAGGAAGAUGAGAAAGCCUUACCUGCUUCAUGUUUCGAAAAUGAAAGUAGACAAUAA